Messenger RNA from Darwinula stevensoni, 222 nucleotides. NCBI's taxonomy places the organism in Eukaryota, Metazoa, Arthropoda, Ostracoda, Podocopida, Darwinulidae. The record is from the annotation of a GenBank genome assembly.
AUGGGGAUCCUCGGAUUCACAUGCCGAGAUGGAGAGAAGUCGAGGAUAGAGAACUACUGCGACGCGUACUGGGAAUGCCGGGACGGGAGACCCCACAUUCGACGAUGCGACCCAGGACUCCAAUUCCAUCAGCGACUCAAGCAGUGUUCCCAUCUGAAGGGUCCAUCUCAAUGCGUUCCCUAUGAAUGCCUCGGUGAGCGAAAUUUAGCAGAGUACUGCUAA